This is a messenger RNA of Fraxinus pennsylvanica, 342 nucleotides long. The record is from the annotation of a GenBank genome assembly. Lineage: Eukaryota; Viridiplantae; Streptophyta; Magnoliopsida; Lamiales; Oleaceae.
AUGUCCGGCGUUUGGGUAUUCAAGAAUAAUGGGGUGAUACGCUUGGUUGAAAAUCCUGGAGCCGAGGAAGAGGGCAAUAAUAGCGCCGGUAGUUCAAGGAGAAAGGUUUUGGUACACUUGCCAACAAACGAGGUAGUGGCAUCGUAUAAAUCUCUUGACCAAAUUUUGACUGGCUUGGGUUGGGAGAGGUAUUAUGGAGGUGAUCCGCAGCUCCUCCAAUAUCACAAACAUUCUUCGAUUGAUCUCAUUUCUCUACCAAGAGACUUUUCAAAAUUCAACUCAAUUUACAUGUACGAUAUCGUUGUUAAGAAUCCGAAUAUCUUCCACGUCCGUGACAUGUAG